GACAAGCGACGCAGUUCAUUCAGUGACUGCUCGUGGGCUUGUGACAAGCACUUGGACAGACUGCUUGUGCAAUGACCUAACGCAACUAUUCUCUUCUCCCCGCGAAAAGAAUCCUACAGUUAUGACUUGUAUAUACAGCAAAGGAAAUAACUACUUCACAUAACACAGCAGUAGAUGAGGAUUUAUGUAGAGAUUGACCAGGCACGGAUACCAAUCUCCAAGACUAACAGUAUGUCGCGAAGAACAUGACAGUCCCUAGGCUAACCACUCACCAAUCCCCCUCCUCUUGGUUCAACGCAUCAGCUGGGUUACCUGAGACUCAGCAGUGGAACCAAACAUGUCGCAACAGCAGCGAUCAGAACUUCAAGUACCUGGCGUACACAGUGACCUACAGCAUUGUGUUCCCAGUUGGCUUCUUGUGUAACUCAGUGGCACUUUUCGUUUUCCUGCGGCUCACCCGCAAACGCUCUGCCAGCACCGUGUUGAUGAUCAACCUGGCGCUGUCGGACGCGGGCUUCUCGCUCACACUGCCCUUCCGCCUGGUCUACUACUUUCGCGACUGUCAGUGGGACUUCCCAGACUGGCUGUGCCGCCUGUGUGUCUUUGCCUUUUACCUGAACUUGUAUACCAGCGUGCUGUUCCUCACGGGGCUCAGCGUGCUGCGCUACAUCGCCAUCGUGCAUCCACUGCAAAACCGCUCGCUGGCGACAGUGAAACGGGCUACAUGGCUCUGCUUGGUAAUCUGGGUUGGUGUGGCGUUGCUCUCAUGCCCCUUCCUCAUGAUGGGGACUUGGGAACGACAGGGCAAGAUCAUCUGCUUUGAGCCGCGAGCCCAGUCCUGGAAGCACAUCCUGGCGCUGAACUAUGUCGCCCUGGUGCUAGGUUUCCUCCUGCCCUUCAUCAUCAUCUUGGGCUGCUACGGCUCCAUUAUGCUCACGCUGGCAAGGGGGAAGAAGAGGCCGAGGCGAAACCGGCAGAACCGCCGCCGCUCUGUCUACCUGAUGGCGGUGAUCCUCAGCACCUUCCUCCUGUGCUUCCUGCCCUACCACCUGUUGCGCUCGCUGCACCUCCAUUCCAUUGUGCAGCGCUGGGGCGACCAGGUCACGGGGUGGCUUAUGCGCGUGCUUGUGGUCACACUCUGCCUGGCCGCAUCCAACAGCUGCCUCAACCCGCUGCUCUACUACUUUGCCGGGGAAGCCUUCCGCAGUGUGGUUCGCACCACCGUUCGCAGCAGACUCAGCACUGCCUCUUUCAGCUCCCUUGGCCCGGGAAGCAUGCACUUGAGGAUGCGGUCGCAGUGCCCACCCCCCACUGCUGUCUGAGGAAGGAUGAACAGUGAUGAUUGGUUAGAGACCACAUGGAACUCUUUGGAGUAAUGUUUUUCGGAGAACUUAUUGCUAUUUGCCAGAUAGUGGAAGAGCUCUUAUGCCAAAGACUUUUAACUAUAUUCUAGUGACUGUUAUCUUUAUCUUUGUUCUGUUAUUUUAUGGAUGUAGAACUUGUUCAGGAUUAAAGCUCCAAUUCUA
Molecule: messenger RNA, 1526 nt
Organism: Clupea harengus (Atlantic herring)
Lineage: Eukaryota; Metazoa; Chordata; Actinopteri; Clupeiformes; Clupeidae
Gene: cysltr3
Product: cysteinyl leukotriene receptor 3
Biological process (GO): G protein-coupled receptor signaling pathway
Cellular component (GO): plasma membrane
Molecular function (GO): G protein-coupled receptor activity
Source: RefSeq, a predicted model, not a curated record